Messenger RNA from Python bivittatus (Burmese python), 1209 nucleotides. The record is from RefSeq and is a predicted model, not a curated record. NCBI's taxonomy places the organism in Eukaryota, Metazoa, Chordata, Lepidosauria, Squamata, Pythonidae.
AUGUACAUCAUUACUAAUCUGGGCGCAUCCAAUGGAUGCAAAGUGAGCAAAAAUCGACAAUUACAAGAGACACAAAAGAAAAAGACGCGCGCUCCUGCGUACCGAAACGCGGAGCGCCCGCGCCAAUUGAAACGUGCCCUGAGAGCCGCGUUGCUCACGAGACGGACAACCGUAAAAGAAACCGAGGAGAGGGCCAGGCGCCAUUUGCUCCCUGGAUCAAAGAUGAUUCGGAAACUUCGCCCGUCCAUCCUUUCCUUGUUGCUGCUGUUCCUGCAGCUGGUGCCCCUGUCCUCUGCCUCCCUUAAAAACGAAUUAUCAAAUGCAGAAGAUACCAAAGAAGCUCUGCAAUGGAAUAUCACAUGGUGUAGGACUAGCCUUCCUUCUUUCCAGUACAAAGCAGAAUGUGGAACAAGGCCUCUUAUGGAUGAGUCCACAGUGGGGUCCCGGAUUAUAGGUGGACAUGAUGCUGAACUUGGGGCAUGGCCAUGGCAAGUUAGCCUUCAGAUUCACUACAGUGAUGGAGCAUAUCGUCAUAUAUGUGCAGGAGCUUUAAUUAAUAACAACUCAGUGCUCACUGCAGCACACUGCAUCAAAAAUUAUGUGAACCCAAACAUGUGGAAGGCUGUAGUUGGUUUGCAUCAUCUCUAUAAACAUCUGCCUUAUACUACUGUAUACCAUGUCAAAUAUAUUAUAAUCCACUCUGAUUUUGAAUUUGGAACUUUUGAAAAUGAUGUUGCCUUGUUCAGAUUAACUCAGCUUGUCAAAUACAAUGGCUAUGUCCAGCCCAUCUGCUUACCUGACGCUGCUCACUUCCAGAUUAAUAAACAUAAGAAUCCAUGUUAUAUAAGCGGGUGGGGAAGCACAAAGGAGAAAGGUAAAGGUAAACAUAUACUACAAGAAGCUCAGGUUGACAUUAUUCCACUACAAAUCUGUAAUAGCUAUGAUUGGUAUGCAGGCACAGUAUCCUUGAAUAUGAUUUGUGCUGGUUCUGAAAGUGGACAUGUUGAUAGUUGCCAGGGAGACAGUGGUGGUCCUCUGGUGUGCUAUUUCCCAGAUGCCAACAAAUAUUAUUUAAUAGGAAUCACCAGCUCUGGCUUUGGCUGUGGCAGACCAAAAUUUCCAGGACUCUAUGUACGUACAGCAAGUUACAGAAAUUGGAUAUAUUCUUAUAUAUCUAACAAAACAAAUACUGCAUUUCUUGAGACCUGA